Molecule: messenger RNA, 2009 nt
Organism: Bemisia tabaci
Lineage: Eukaryota; Metazoa; Arthropoda; Insecta; Hemiptera; Aleyrodidae
Gene: Sec22
Product: vesicle-trafficking protein SEC22
Biological process (GO): endoplasmic reticulum to Golgi vesicle-mediated transport; retrograde vesicle-mediated transport, Golgi to endoplasmic reticulum
Molecular function (GO): SNAP receptor activity
Source: RefSeq, a predicted model, not a curated record
UUUAUCAAAAACAACGUUGCUCAAAGACGUUCCAAAAUUUUGGUCCAAAUUUUCGUCUGACGUGUCAAAAUCAGCUGUUUGACAAGUUGUAAGUUUACGUCAGAAAGUUAGGUUAGGUUUAUUAGAAAUUCAACAACUAGCGAAGUGAUUACAAUAAGUACAGGGAAUAGUGAAUGUUGUGUUAGCUUCAGUACAUCUCCUUCUCUCAAGCAUUUCGUGGAUUCUUCAUUGAGCUGACUUUCUCCAAUUCAUCAUGGUGUUAAUGACAUUAAUAGCACGCUUACAAGAUGGUCUUCCACUAGCUGCCACCAUUCAGGAUGACGAACAGAAAGGAAAAAAUAUACUGGACUACCAAAAUCAGGCGAAAAUGCUUUUUCGGCGGCUGAACGAUAGAAGUCCCACUCAAUGCACAAUCGAGACUGGCCCUUACUUGUUUCACUAUCUCAUCGAACGAGAUGUAGUAUUUUUGGUAUUAUGUGAACAUAACUUCUCCAAGCGUCUAGCUUUCUCCUACUUGGAAGACAUUGCUCAAGAAUUCUUAUCAAUUUAUGGAAAAAGAGUCAGCUCAGUCACUAGGCCCUACACAUUUAUCGAGUUUGACACGUACAUUCAAAAGGCAAGAAAAACUUUCACAGAUUCUAGAGUGAGAAGAAAUUUAAAUUCUCUCAAUACAGAGCUGCAAGAUGUGCAAAGAAUAAUGGUCCAGAAUAUUGAUGAAGUUUUACAACGUGGAACUGUUCUUGCAGAUCUCGACUCCAAAGCUCAACACCUGUCAAUUCUUUCGCAGAAGUAUAAAAAGGAUGCAACCUAUUUAAACAUGAAGUCCGUGUAUGUUAAAGUUGCAGCAGGAUGUAUUGCAGUCUUUGUGUUCUUCCUUUACUUCUGGGUUUUGUAAUUGCCUUUGUAUCAUCUCUGACCUACUUUUCCCCCUCUAUUUUAUUGGUGUUUCUUUGAUUUUAUUCUGGCCAUUGCUGUCAGGUAUUGUUGUCUCAGUUGUUAAUUACUGAGUCUGCCCUUUUUUGUGGGUCAAUUUAAUGCUAAGGGUUCCCAUUUGAACACCAACUUUUCCAUGUUUUCUUUAGGGAGGUGUGAGUAUUGAAAUAGGAUCUGACACUUAGGAAAAAGUAUUGUGUAUUGUUUAAAUUAUAUCUGAUCAUAAGAAAUCGAUCUUCCUGCAAAAUAUUGACUCAAAGGGUAGGAAAUGUUUCAAAAUUUCUCACUUUGAAACUGAAGCGAUAAUUGAGAAAUGAAGAUGUUGAGAUCGAGAAAGAAGUAGCUGUCCGGCUUAAAAAAUAAAUGUAUGUAUUGAAGUUUCUUUACAUUGACACCGGUCACCCACUUUAUUUUCGAGAGUGAUAAGUUCACCUGGCUAGUGGUAACCCUAACUCUGACUUACUUUACCUAAUUUCAAACGAUAUUAUUUUGGAUUUCUAUUCUUCUGAGUAUUUUAAAAGAAUUUCGCUAUAUUGAGUGCCACAGAGUUUUAAAGUUAUUACUUUUUAAAAAAUUUUACAAUUUACCAUUUUAUUCUCAACCAAUCAUUUUUUCCCUCCACUUCAUUUUUGAAUUACGCAUUCUGCAUUCUUUAAGUACAUUGAUAUAAAACCAUGGUGGUUACUAAAUUUGCUCAGGCAUUUAUUUUAGCAAUUUUAUUCGCUUGAUAUACAUGAGCAUACAAAAAACCAAAUGAAUGGUUGGUUUGUAAAUGAUAAUUCAUCAUAUGAUAGGACUAGCAGCAGCAAAUUCUAUGUCCGCAGUCUUUACCAUCAUGUCAGCGCCAUUGCAAAUGUGAAAAAUAAGUGUCGGUAAACAUUUUAACCACCAGGCAGGUGUUAAAAGACAGGAUUGUUUUAUUUUAGCCGAAGAGUCAUUUUCAGAAGUAGCCACUUUAAAAGUAGUUUCAUGGCUUCACAUGAAAUCAACAGUGAAUGUAUUUAGUAUUACACGCCGAGGAUUGAAACAUGUUUUUUCAUUUGUAAGUUUUACUUUUGUAAUUUAUUCCCCAAAAA